Molecule: messenger RNA, 536 nt
Organism: Mugil cephalus (flathead mullet)
Lineage: Eukaryota; Metazoa; Chordata; Actinopteri; Mugiliformes; Mugilidae
Product: acyl-CoA-binding protein-like
Exons: 4
Coding region: 79-348 (89 amino acids)
Biological process (GO): fatty acid metabolic process
Molecular function (GO): fatty-acyl-CoA binding
Source: RefSeq, a predicted model, not a curated record
GGUGUCAAAGCGACCAACAAACACCAGAAUAAGAAGGAGAAGGCGAAGAAGAAGUGCACCGUUCGACCAGGACUGAAGAUGGCUGAGCUCCAGACGAAGUUUGAUGCAGCAGCGGCUGAGGUGAAACAGCUGAAGGCAAAGCCGGCAGAUGAAGAGAUGCUGCAGAUCUACGCCCUGUUCAAGCAGGCCUCCGUGGGAGACAUCAACACAGAUCGCCCGGGGAUGUUUGAUUUCACUGGGAAAGCUAAAUGGGAUGCCUGGGAAAAGCAGAAAGGCAAGAGCAAAGAGGAUGCCAUGAACGAGUAUAUCAAGUUGGUGGAGGACCUGAAGGCCAAGUAUGGGGUCUAACGCCAUGUGAUUAGAGCCAGCAGCCCAGGAGACCACCACCAGACAUCCUUCAUUCUAAUACUGUAAAAUGCCUUAUGACACAUGCAGUGUGUCCUUCAUUAACCUUCCAUCAGGAUUUAGGUUUUAAUGUUGUCAUCAUGUGUCUGCACAGAGUCCUGCCAUUUCAAUAUAAAUCAGCCUUCUCUGAU